Messenger RNA from Mizuhopecten yessoensis (Yesso scallop), 4336 nucleotides. Its product is annotated as inter-alpha-trypsin inhibitor heavy chain H3-like. NCBI's taxonomy places the organism in Eukaryota, Metazoa, Mollusca, Bivalvia, Pectinida, Pectinidae. The record is from RefSeq and is a predicted model, not a curated record. The transcript is spliced from 14 exons. Gene Ontology annotation, biological process: hyaluronan metabolic process. Bases 727 to 3414 code for a protein of 895 amino acids. Gene Ontology annotation, molecular function: serine-type endopeptidase inhibitor activity.
UCACGGCAGAUCGGCUCUGCUGUCAAGGCCGAGUGUACAUGUGUUUUCUUCAUCAUCAACGUUGUUUCGUAAUAUCUUUAAUCUUUGUUUAAUAUGACUGAUCCAUCAACAUUCCUGGGUUUUCUAUAAGAAGACUCUAUAAUGCACUCCUAACUUACAUUAUAACUGUCGUGGUGAAUUGCUCUCUGCCUUUGAUGCGUGAGAUACCUUUUUAUUCAUAAUACCCUAUGUAAUAUAUAAAACCCUGUCCGUACUUCUCCACAGCAGUACUGCUAUAUCCUAGAGUACCCUGACCAUUCUACUACAGUCACAUGCCAAUAGGCACUUUGGUACGGCCCACGUCUAUGUCACCUGAUAUUCUGAAUGCAACGGGUUCGUGUACAUUCUCAUGUUUCAUGAUCGGCCUGUCUCGUAUAGUUAAAUUGUACAGGGUUUUGAUCAUGUAAAUCUUCCCUGUUUGUAUAUAGACUACAGGUAGAAGGCCGACACCUGUUGGUCGGUGUACUAUAUACUAUAUACCAUCUGAUCACAGUCAAGGUGGAUCUUCUUAUUCACGGAUUUAAUGCAAAGUGGUUAACGAUAUCUUUACAAACACCUCAGCAUCUGUUGACAAAUAUUGGAUUAUAUGCUUGUGUUAACAGAGAUCAGUGCCAUCGUUUGGGCUGAGUGGACGUAAAAUGACUGCUCAGUUUGAUUACAUGCUUUGAGGUGCCCACAAUACUGACCAUGUGUCGUCAGAUAGUUGUUCUGACCAUCUUGGUGUUAGCAGGCGUUCGUUUCGGACAUGGUCAAGAAACAACGUUGAAGCCACGGAUAUACUAUUUACAUAUCCGGUCUGAUGUUAAGUUCCGGUUCUCUACUACCUUGAUCACUAGCAAGGUCAUAAACCCCAGCACGGUUGCCCAGGAAACAACAUUCCACGUCACACUUCCGGAUGAGGCAUUCAUCACAAACUUCCAAAUGAAGAUCGAUGGACGACUUUAUCCAGGCCAGAUAGAUGAAAAGACCAGCGCUGAUACAAAAUACCAAAGGUCAAAGAGUAAAGGUCAAAGUGCAGGCCAAGUUCGACAUAGGCCACGAGAAACAAAUAAGUUUCAAGUUGAUGUCAAUAUUGCGGGACUAAACAGCGUGACCUUUAAUCUGACCUAUCAGAACCUCUUACGCCGUAACCAUGGAACCUACGAGCACGUGAUAUACAUUGAUCCCGGUCAGGUGGUAGAUGACCUCAGAAUAGAUGUAGCCAUACAGGAAUCACGUGCCAUAACUUAUAUCAAAGUGCCGCCUCUGAGAAAUGACACCAUUGAGGAUUUUACCGAAGGAGCUAGGAACGAGCUGGUGUCGAUCGACCGACCGACACGAGAAACUGCCCGGAUACACUACUACCCCAGUGCUGUUGACCAGCGACGUGCGUCAGCUCGAGGGCUAUCUGGUCUCUUCAGUGUGGAGUACGACAUCGAUAGGAACUUUGAUGCUGGCGAUGUUUUGGUUGUGAACGGUUUCUUCGUCCAUUACUUUGCACCCACUGGUAUGGACCCUAUCCCAAAGGACAUCCUGUUUGUUUUGGAUACCAGUUCUUCCAUGUUCGGAACAAAAAUUGCACAGCUUCGUGACGCCAUGCAUAUCAUUCUCAAUGAUCUUCACGAAGCUGAUAGAUUCAACAUCAUCAAAUUUAGCACGACAACUACUUUCUGGAGACCGGGGAAGGUUAUAUCAGCAACCCGCCAGAACAUCGCUGAGGCGGAGGGAUAUGUGACAACAAUGACAUCUGCUGGCUGGACAAAUAUUAACGAAGCAAUGACGUAUGGGAUAGAUUUCCUAAAUAGCAUCGGUGACGACACAGGCCGUGUAAAGCUGAUGGUUUUCCUAACGGACGGAUCACCGACCAAGGGUGAAGAGAAUACCGACAUUAUACUUGAAAACGUCAAAACAAGAAAUAUCAGACACAUCGCUAUCUUCACUCUUGCGUUCGGAGAGGACGCAGACUAUGAGUUCGUGAAGAAAGUUGCACUUCAGAACGACGGAGUGGCGAGAAAAAUUUACGAGGAAUCUGAUGCGGUACUUCAGAUCAGUGGAUUUUAUGCAGAAAUUUCUCGGGCGGCUUUGAAAAAUGUAACAUUUAGAUACUUAAAUAGUUCGACAAACCUACAGAACGUAACAAAGAAUUCUUUUAAUUCUUUCUUUUCUGAUUCUGAAUUAGUUGUAGCUGGUCGUAUAAAAAACACUGAUAUGAAAAGAUUGAGUCUUUCGGUGGAAGGCAAUGGUGUACAAGGGGACAUAUCACUAGCUCUUUCUGCCAGCAUACUCGAUCAUUCCACUCCCGAACUGUUUCCAAGUCUGACAAGGCCAGAGGAUUUCGAGAAGAUUACAGAGAGGAUCUGGGCAUACGUCACAAUCAAACAGUUGUUGGACGAGGCUGUUGGUGAACUCAACUCCACCGCCGUACAGAGGGAAAAUGUCAGACAAAAGAUCAUAGCUAUGUCAAUGAAGUACCACUUUGUGACCCCCCUGACGUCACUGGUGGUCAUAAAGCCGGAUCAAAGAGAAGUCGGCAAUUUGCAGGAAGGCGAGGAUGCUGAACUUGUACUGAAACAAGUUGCACGUGACAUGCCAUCCCCUACACCUGAUCCAUUUCCUGGAUAUGCUUGGAGAGGGCGGCGGCCAGGAGCACUACUUACCGGAGAAGGGAAGAGUACGGCAGGGGGAGGUGGAGGUGAUCCCCAUUUCAUGAUUCGCGUACAGGGAUUGUCUCAUCCAGUGUGUUUUGAUAUGAUAGCAGAGCCUGGGAAUAUCCUACGACUACUAAAGGAUCCGAAUAAAGGUUUCAUCGUAAAUACCUUAAUAAUACCCGGGAUGAAAACGAGGAAAGACGGAAGGAUGCGUACCUACUUUGGCAGAGUGGCUAUGCUGCUGCACAACAUUACCAUAACGAUCGACCCCGCCAAUAUAAAUGUAGGCAAACAUUCUUUGUCCUGGGAUAACGAACGGCCGUUUUACACACAUAACCUUCAUCUACACAUCUCAACAGACGAUACUGAUACGCGUGUGUUGCACGUGGAUGUGCGGGACAGCAUCACAAUAAGUAUUAAAAGACACUUAGCUGUGGACUCUACCCAAGUUAACUAUCUGAAUGUGUAUCUUGAUAAGGAGGAAGGAUUAUCUCGUCAAGCUGAAGGAGUACUUGGACAAUUACAUCACAAAAAGAUAAAAAUAAAGGACAUCAUUUUAAAUAAAAGAGGAGAAAAAAUAGGAAAAUUAAUAGUACAGGAGGGUAGAUCCCGGUCCAAAGUACGAACCAGGCUGAAAGAACGGCAUGACGUCAUUGAUAAACAUGUGGAAAAGUGUUGGACAGCUCAUACUAAAAUCCAGGGCCUUUUAACUGGAACAUAUUUCUGCAAUAGACUGUACGAUCCUUGAUAUUAACUGUGAUAUUAUAUACUGACUCGAAUGGUGCUAAGGUAUUGGAACAGAACAUACAAGGGUUUUAAACACGUUGUAGCUGACUGUGAAAAUGUAACAUACAAAUGUCGUUGUCAUGGUACCGAUUGUUUUAUCAUUUUGCAGACAUCGUUUGUUUUGUUCAUCCUAGAUUACUCCCAGACUGAGUAAUUAAACGAAGUGAUGUUUCGAAUCAAAGUAUCAUACGAGGACAAAUUUAACUGGAGCAAUGUCCAUACAUUAUCUUCGAACAUGUGCUUAGUGAUUUUGAUUAUGGAAAUGUUAAAAGAAAACGCUAUCGCUUCUACAGUUUAUGAGGCGAAGCGAGGUCGUGGUUUUAUCUUUAUACUUAUACAUAUGUACUAACGUGAAGAGUUAAAACUCCAUGCGUAUACAUUGUGAAAUCCUACAUUAGCUUUAGUUACAGGUUGAAUUGUUUAAAACAUAGUGUUUUGAUAAUGCAUUACAAAAUUGUACAUUCAUAUUUAUGUUAUCAGAACAUUUAUUCUUAGCACUAUGUAACUUUAUGUAUUGUUGUCUUGCCACGUGUUAUAUAGACGUACGUGUAUAGGGCAAGUCUAGUUUUAAGCAAUUAAGAUCACAGUUAUGCCAGUAUCAAACGCAAAGACGAUUUAUUAAUGUGGUAUUCAAUUAUACUCAUAGCAAAAGCUUAUAUAGAUAAAUAAUGUAUACUACCUAUUAAACUGACAUGAUAGCAUUUCCCUGUUAUCAUAACCUUAAGGGUAAUUAGACUACAGUCAUUUUGACUUGCUGUCGAAAGCUAGACGUAAUUUUGCAAAUUGUUAAAAAUGUUGAGAUUAUAAACAGAAGUGAUAUGUUAUAUUGUUUAAAACUUUGUUUAUUUUUGUCAUUGUAAAUAUUUUAAUAAAUGCAAUUUCAU